UCAGUUGCCGGCAGGUUAUUUUUACCGCAGUCAAUGCGCCCGCGCCGCUCUACACUGUAUAUUCUCUGAAACUCUGAAUUUCACGCGUGAAAUAUCAAUUGCUGAUGAAAUUAGGUGCGUAGUGAAUUAAAUAAAAUAAGCAUUGGAAGUUAAUUAAAAACGUGGAUAAGCCUUAUUGGAAACCAUGACAGAACAAGAGCCAUGUGAAGUAUGCUCAGCUCCCACAGAGCACAAAUGCUCAAGCUGCCAGUCCGUCCACUACUGCUCCCGCGAGCACCAGAAGCAGCAUUGGAAGCUGCACAAGCAGCAGUGUGUCCCAGCCAGGGUCAAGGAGGAUGGCAAAUACGGACGCUAUCUUGAAGCCAUCAGGAGUUUGAAAGCUGGUGAAAUUGUUAUGAAGGAGGCACCUCUUAUUUCUGGCCCAUCACAGGUAACUCCACCAGUCUGCCUUGGCUGCUAUAAACUGCUGGAAGAGGGAAAGACUGUGUCCUGCCAGAAAUGUGGAUGGCCGUUCUGCUCAGAGGCUUGUACGAGGAAUGAAGUGCAUACGCCGGAGUGUUACUACACACAACAGAGGGGUGAAAAGGUUUCGGUAUCUACGUAUGGCGUACCACAUCCAAACUACCAAUGUAUCACAGUCCUCCGAUGCCUGUACCAGCGAGACAACAACCCGAAGCUCUGGUCCAAGCUCCAAGCCCUAGAGUCACACGACGAGGAUCGCAAAGGAACUGACAAGUGGGAUAAUGAUAGGAAAAUGGUUGCGGAGUUCAUUUGGAAGUUCUUCAAGCUGGAGGGGACGUUUAAUGAGGAUGAGAUUAUGAAGUGCUGUGGAAUUAUUCAGAUAAAUGGCCACGAAGUGCCUUUACUGGAACCGGAGUAUGUGGCGGUGUUCGACAAGAUCUCCAUGGUAGAACACAACUGUCGGGCCAACUGCAACAAAAGCUUUACUUCCGAUGGACAAAUUAUCCUUAGUGCAGGCGUCAACAUAUCGGCCGGGUCCCACCUGUCAGUGUGUUACACAGACCCCCUGUGGGGCACGGAAGCUCGGCGCCACCACCUCUCCGACUCCAAGUUCUUCGAGUGCUGUUGUGAGAGAUGCUCUGACGUCACCGAGCUGGGGACCAUGUUUAGUGCUGUCAAGUGUAAGAAGAAAGACUGCAAAGGCUACCUCCUGCCAGACACGUUCAUCCUUCCAAUCCUGCACAAAACUAAAUCACCCGACCCCAGCACGCGAGGGCUGGACAAGAAGUUCUGGAAGUGCGGCAGCUGCAAGGACGAGGUGACGGAUGCGAUCAUACAGCAGCUGUUGCAGGAUAUUGGGCGGGAGCUGAGUGUCAUGCCGAAAGGGGAGCCGGAUGCUUGUGAAAGGUUCAUAGGCCACUGCAGCACCUACCUACACCCCUCCCAUUACUACAUGACAGACGUGAGCCUCGCUCUAGCGCAGAUGAUAGGCCAGCAGGACGCCAUGGGGCUCGCGGGAGUCACGGAUGACCGGCUGCUGCUCAAGACUCAGCUGUGUAGGAAGAUCACAGACCUAUUGGAAAUACUGGGGCCAGCGGAAACGCGUCUUCGCGGCUCGCUGCUAUUUGAACUGCAUGCCGCGGUCGCAGAGACAGGGCGAAGGAAGUCCCUUACCGAAGGACCUAUGGUCAUGCUCGGAUACAUCACGGAGUCCCGUAAGAUCCUGCUGGAGUCAGCGACGCUGCUCGCCCACGAGCCGCCCGAGUUACCGGAAGGUCGGCUGGGACGGCAGGCGCGCGCUAACCUGCUGCACAUAGACGAGCUCAUACUGAACCUGUCUUCCGCGUUACCCUCACCCCUAUAGUGAACCCUUAAGAUCCUGCAGAACUCUGCAUCACCAACCUGUUGAAAACCCAAUAAAUGUUUGAUAAAAAA
Molecule: messenger RNA, 1896 nt
Organism: Maniola jurtina (meadow brown)
Lineage: Eukaryota; Metazoa; Arthropoda; Insecta; Lepidoptera; Nymphalidae
Gene: SmydA-1
Product: SET domain-containing protein SmydA-8
Exons: 10
Coding region: 185-1825 (546 amino acids)
Source: RefSeq, a predicted model, not a curated record